Molecule: messenger RNA, 1598 nt
Organism: Podospora pseudopauciseta
Lineage: Eukaryota; Fungi; Ascomycota; Sordariomycetes; Sordariales; Podosporaceae
Exons: 2
Coding region: 372-1361 (329 amino acids)
Source: RefSeq, a predicted model, not a curated record
UUCUUCUCUUUCUUGAUGAAUAUAUUGGAUGAAGCUUUUUGUUUGCGUAUUAUUGGGAGAAUUGUGUGAAACCAAACGUCGGAACCCGACGACGACACGACAUAAGCCUGAUAGCCAACAAACAUACGGCCACGGGCAAAACACAGCAGCAGCAGCAGCAGCAUCAGCAUCAGUAACAUCAGCCUGAUACUUGGUUGGACUUUUCUGUCUCUGUUCCCCACCCCCGCCCCAACCAUCUUGCGGCUGGGAUUUUGAGAGGGUUUUAUAUUUAUGAAUUGGAAUGGGAUAACAAGACUUUGGAGAACUUGAGAGUUUUGUCGAAUAUCAUUGCUUUGGAUAUUGUCGUCGCGUAGCUGUUAAAACAGUCAAAAAUGGUCAACAAACUCGACCUCGAAGCCUUCCAACACGACCGCUCCCGGUGGCGCCGCUCACUCCUUUUCCCCUCCUGGCUCCUCCAGAUCCUCAUCCUCCUCUGCCUCAUGGGUAUAUUCGCCUACCGACUCGCAGAAACAUUCGAGCAUUACUCGGCCGAGAAGAAGAACGGUUCCAUUCCCAUGGUCGAAGUAGUAUGGGAAGCAACAAACAUCCUCUUCAACCUCCUCUCCCUCCUCCUCACAAUCCUCGAACUGGCGCGCUUCAUCACCUCCCGCCUCACCCCCUUCCUCCUCCUCUCCACCAACCUCGUCAAACUUGUGCUCUCGCUUGCCGUGUUGGGUCUCGAUGUUGUAGCCCAUUUGCGACAGCUAGAUGGGCAUUACCCCACCAUCGGGCUCAGUCUUGACUGUGGUCUUCUUGCUGCUUCGUUGUCUUCGUUUGCGUACGCGGUCCUCAAGCACAGCGAGUCGAGAAAAUACGAACAAUAUCACCUCACUGACGAGGUUAAGCGUGCGGAACCGGGGAUUUUUAUGGCUGGAGCCGCGGGGGGGGGGAGGAUCACGGGGAUUGUCAAGCCUUAUGAUCGGGAUAGUGCCAGUUACAGGUAUGAUUACGCCAGGACGGUGGAGAGUGAGGAUCGUCGUGUCAGUGGGGAGGGGGGGGGGGGGAAGUGGGACACGUCAUGUGAAUCCCAGACCGGUCACUUCAGUUCUGAACAACACGGCUCGGUGGCGUCAGGCAGGACGGGUGUCACAGUCAGAGAGAUCUCGCCCAGUGGGACCGGGUUGGAGAGGGAGAUUGACAGGGCGCCGAGCGGGGAGCUUGGUUGGGCUGCUGGCGGGCAAGUAGGGAGUGAUGUCAGUCCGAGCAGCAGCAUGACCGGGCGAAGUGGCAGCGUGGUGCGCAACGCGGGGGUGGUGCACAUGGCUGUGCCGGAGAUUCAUGUUUCUAGGCAGCAGAGUUGGAGGACGGAGGUGAUUGCUUGAGGAGAGGGAGGAUGCAGGGAGGACGAGGGAGGGGUUGUUGAGGUGAUGCUGGCAGGAGGUUUGUUUUGGAUACCAGGAGUUUUGUCGAUGAUUUUUGGUUCACGGAGCAAGGAGUUCAGGUUAGGAUAUAAUGAAGUGAUGCCCCCGCCAAAAAAGGCCAAGAAAAAAUGUGUUUUAUUUUCCCCCAAAACAUCCACCCCAAAAAGCAAGCAAGCCAAAAAAUAAAUCUGCCCAGAG